This is a messenger RNA of Verruconis gallopava, 753 nucleotides long. RefSeq lists its product as uncharacterized. Bases 1 to 753 code for a protein of 250 amino acids. Gene Ontology annotation, biological process: 7-methylguanosine RNA capping; 7-methylguanosine cap hypermethylation. The record is from RefSeq and is a predicted model, not a curated record. NCBI's taxonomy places the organism in Eukaryota, Fungi, Ascomycota, Dothideomycetes, Venturiales, Sympoventuriaceae. Gene Ontology annotation, molecular function: RNA cap trimethylguanosine synthase activity. Gene Ontology annotation, cellular component: nucleus. The transcript has 4 exons.
AUGGCCGGCGUGAGCGCAUAUCUUGGCGCGCUCAACGAGGCAAAUGGCAAGGUCGAGGAAGGAAUAUACUGCUACAAGCAUGCAUCGGAAGUGCCCGAGGACAUCCAGAAAUAUUGGCACCAACGGCAUCGGAUAUUCUCCAAAUAUGACGAAGGAAUCUGGAUGACCAACAACGACUGGUUUGGCGUGACGCCAGAGCCCGUCGCCAUGAAAAUAGCUGAACAUCUUGCUCAGAUGGCUUCUCCAGAGAAGACAAUCAUCAUUGACGCGUUCGGCGGUGCCGGCGGCAACAGUAUAGCCUUUGCUCUGUCCAAACGGUGGAAACAGGUUUUCUAUAUCGAAAAGAACCCGCUGACACUGAAAUGUGCACGCCAUAACGCCGAGGUAUACGGAGUCAAGAACAAGAUCGUCUUCAUACAGGGCGACUGCUUCGAACAGCUUACACUGCGAUUUCAAGGCAGGCGUCGAGAAGCAGUACUAUUUGCGAGUCCCCCAUGGGGCGGGCCAACCUAUAAGGGCGACGAGAUCUUCGACGCGGAGAGAAUGGAGCCGUAUUCGCUAAGAAAGUUAUAUGACGCUUUCACGAAGAUCUCGCCAGACUUGGUGUUAUAUUUGCCGCGAUCAACCAACCUUAACCAGGUCGCGAAGUACGCCAACGAAGAAGAUCAAAAGACUCAGGUCAUCCAUUACUGCGUAGAUGGCGCCAGCAAGGCGCUUUGCGUGUACUACGGAAACUUUUUGCGACUACCCUGA